AUGUCUGCCCUGCUAAAAUCCCACGACCUACUCCACCACUAUCUCGGUAAUAGUCUUGACCCACUCCUCUCCUAUAUCAACUCCUCGCUCCUCACAAAGGCCCUUCUCGCUGUGCUCGUGCUCAGUAUCCUCCGCUCCGCCAACCGCACCCUUUCAAGCCUGGUUGUGAACAAUUGGCAAAGACAGCGGCCAUGGGACAACAAGCGCGAACUCGUGCUCCUGACAGGCGGGUGCAGCGGCAUUGGAAAACAGAUUAUGCUUGACCUCGCACAGAAGGGGGUUAGAGUUGUCAUUUUAGACGUGGUUGAGCCGAGCUUUAAGCUGCCUCCCAACGUGUUCUUCUACGCAGCUGACGUCACCUCGACCGCCAUCAUCAAAGUUGUCGGUGACGCCAUCCGCGCCGCGCACGGCGACCCGACCGUGCUGAUCAACAACGCCGGCGUGGGCUAUGGGGCCACCAUCCUCGACGAGCCCGAGGAGCGCAUCCAGCGCACCUUCCAGGUCAACACCAUCUCGCACUUCUGGAUGGUGCGUGAGUUCCUGCCGGCCAUGAUCCGCGAGAACCACGGCCACGUCGUGACGAUGGCCAGCAUGGCGUCGUUCAUCGCGGUGGGCGAGAUGGCGGACUACUGCGGCUCGAAGGCGAGUGCGCUGGCGUUCCAUGAGGCGCUGACGCAGGAGUUGCGGCUGUGGUAUAACGCGAAGAAGGUGCGCACGAGCAUCGUGCAUCCGCUGUGGGUGAGCACGCCGAUGAUCGAGCAGCUGACGAGGCCCGGGUCGGUGUUCAGUAUGCCUGUGAUGACGGUUGACGUGGUCUCCAGCGCGGUCGUGAAGCAGGUCUUGUCGCAGCGGAGCGGGCAGGUUAUUGUUCCGUCGUCGCGGUCUGGGGUUAGUUUGCUGAGAGCGUUCCCAACAUGGUUGCAAGAGAGGGCGAGGGGUGUGUGCUCAAAGGAAUUGAAAGCUGUAAGUGAUGCAGAAGCAAAGCUGAAGUGA
This is a messenger RNA of Histoplasma capsulatum G186AR, 993 nucleotides long. RefSeq names its product short-chain dehydrogenase/reductase. The record is from RefSeq and is a predicted model, not a curated record. Gene Ontology annotation, molecular function: oxidoreductase activity, acting on the CH-OH group of donors, NAD or NADP as acceptor. The coding region runs from base 1 to 993 and encodes 330 amino acids. The transcript has 2 exons. Lineage: Eukaryota; Fungi; Ascomycota; Eurotiomycetes; Onygenales; Ajellomycetaceae.